Messenger RNA from Boleophthalmus pectinirostris (great blue-spotted mudskipper), 2463 nucleotides. Its product is annotated as zinc finger protein Gfi-1b-like. The record is from RefSeq and is a predicted model, not a curated record. NCBI's taxonomy places the organism in Eukaryota, Metazoa, Chordata, Actinopteri, Gobiiformes, Gobiidae. Gene Ontology annotation, molecular function: DNA-binding transcription factor activity, RNA polymerase II-specific; RNA polymerase II cis-regulatory region sequence-specific DNA binding. Gene Ontology annotation, biological process: regulation of transcription by RNA polymerase II. Gene Ontology annotation, cellular component: nucleus. The coding region runs from base 442 to 1251 and encodes 269 amino acids. The transcript is spliced from 6 exons.
CAUACCACUGUUGUUUAAUUACAAAUUAAACAAAAGUUGAAUCUCUUGCAUACCAGAUUUUCCGUACUCAUGUGACCUCCCACUGACAGGUUAUUGUGGUGAGUACAGAGCACCAAUUUGUCCACAAUGCAAACAGUGCAGCAUGUGGUAAUACAGAUUUAAGUAUAUAAAAGGUCGCCAUGAGGAAUACAUACAUUUUAUAGUAGAUAUAUAAUAGCUUUUUUUUCUUUUGUCAAACGGGCCUAUGCUGUGUCAUCAGAGGGGCGUGAAAAGAGGAUGUCACUGAAAUUGGAGAAAUAUUCAAUCUUCUACAAUGCAAAACAAAGGUGUGGGCUGUCUGUGAAGAAAACCUCAAGCGUAAAGCCUUGUAACUGAACAUAUCCAAACAGGUGCAGCAGUACGCCAACGAACAAGAGCCAGACUCGAUCUCUGCCAGAUACAAUGCCCCGAUCUUUCCUAGUCAAGAGUAAGAGACCACAUGUGGUCAGUCUGUGCAGAAGGCUGUCAGAAGAUAAAGAAUCAAGCCAUGGGAAUUCAGUUUUAUGCAACCCAAACUUCUCUGUGCCCUCGCCAUCAUCUUUUCAUGUUAACACCAAAUCGAUGGUGGAGAAUGGAGAGCAGCUGAAAUUGUGUGCGGACAGACAGCAGCGAUCUGAGAGGGAGAAGGAGCUGGAGAGGUUGGUGUUCAUGCUCCUGAGUCACACAGCUCACACCAGGACCCAGGCCCCUGUCAGCAAGUGCCCCCUCUGUGAAAAGUCUGUUCCAGAGGUGCUCAUUUCAGCUGGAGGUCUCCAGGCCCAUCUCCUCAAUGGUCUCUGUUCAGCCAGGUCCUCUUCCACCACAGACCCCUUCACCUUUAGAGUGCUGGAAAACUAUGGCAGAGCUAAGGAGCGUAACUUUGGCUGUAAAGUGUGUGGAAAAGUGUUCAAGCGCUCGUCCACUCUGUCCACCCACCUGCUGAUCCACUCGGACACACGGCCCUACCCCUGCCAGUACUGCGGCAAACGCUUCCACCAGAAGUCUGACAUGAAGAAGCACACCUUCAUUCACACAGGUGAGAAACCACAUGUUUGUAAAGUGUGUGGUAAAGGAUUCAGCCAGAGCUCCAACCUCAUCACCCACAGCCGAAAGCACAGCAGCUACCGGCCCUUCAACUGCCCUCACUGUCAGCUCAGCUUCCAACGCAGGGUGGAUCUACAGCGCCACCAGGAGGUGCCCUGCGUUUACAACACCUUGUAUACUCAAAACUGAGUGCAAGAUGGCAAACAAGGGACAGAUGUAUGAACAGCAGUGUAAUGUUGUAAAUAAUAUCUAAAUGUUUUUUGCAAACCUUAUUUUACCAAACAUGGCCUUAUCUUAAGCUUGUUAAGUAGCUGUGAUACCUCAGAGAAAUGUAAAGUAAUAAGAACAGUUGUUUACUAUAGCAGGCUUAUUAUAUUGUCAAAGGUCCAAGGUCAAAGGUCAAAGGUUUUAUUAUCCUAUUAUGUAUUCCUAAUCAGACAUUACUAACAUAUAAAUGUUAUUUAAUGUUUUUAAUAGUUAAUGAUUUUAAAUGCACAUUAAGAACUAAUGCUUAUUUCUAACUUUUACAUAAAGCCACAUGUCAAUCCACUAAACUAAAACAGGUGUAAUAAAAAACAUAUAUAAUAAAUGUCUAAUUUGUACAUAAAAUAACUUUCAUAAAUCUUACACAAUUUAUUAAGGUCACAUUUGCAACUAAUUUAGCUCAGUGUCAUUAAAAUGUAAGCUUAUGCCACACAUAGAAAUUACACAAAGUGGCUUCUUUUCCCAGAGAUUGACAAAUAUUGAAAAUGCAACAUAAAUAAGAAAAAUGCAUGCGGUGUCUUGUUUUUUCUGUUUCUUUGAAUCUAUGUAAUGUGAAAGAUGUGGCACUGACAGGUCAGUAAUAAUAGAGCAGCUUCACACCAGAGCAAGUUUCGUUUUGAGUCAAAGAUGUGCUACAAUAAGCUACUGUAGUGGUACAUCACAAUUAAAUAUACUGACUAGCACAACAACGAACACCGGCUACUGUCCCACACAGCUGAAGUGUUGUGCAGUUCUUCUCAGAUUUGAGGCGGAACCCUGAGGACGAGAUAACACAGAAACGGUUUAGAUGCAUGUGCAGGUGCCUUUGUAAUUGUAUGUUCUGACUGGCAUUGCUCCAAACCACAAUAGUUUAUUUUCAUUACAUGGCUUCAGCAAACUGUGUCAAAGUAUGAUAUCCAGCUGAAGCAUCAUCCUACAUGGUAGAGUAUGCAUUACUUUACAAUUACACAUUCACAUUUGUGGAUUAUUGUGUGAAAAGAGAGAGACGAUAAACAAUAGUACUGAAAUUAAUUUAUGGCACUGACACAAAACUCAAGAGCAGAUUUAAACCACAAUAACUAUUCUAAAUGUACAAUAUUGUUUGUACUGUCUGUAUUGUAUUGUCAUGAGCUGCAAUAAAUAAAUAGCAGAAUCAAA